Molecule: messenger RNA, 1417 nt
Organism: Caretta caretta (loggerhead turtle)
Lineage: Eukaryota; Metazoa; Chordata; Testudines; Cheloniidae
Product: C->U-editing enzyme APOBEC-1-like
Biological process (GO): cytidine to uridine editing
Cellular component (GO): nucleus; cytoplasm
Molecular function (GO): cytidine deaminase activity; RNA binding
Source: RefSeq, a predicted model, not a curated record
AUUCCCUUUUCCCACUCCCUCCCAUGCUCCUCCCACUAGCCCCCAGCCCCUCCGCUGCUAGGGAAAGAUUGUUCCCUGCAGUCUAGUGUCCAGGGCACUGAGUGGUUACCGUCCCUUCGCUCUGAGCAAGGCCAGCUCUCAUGAACAGGAACUGAAAGAGAUAAAGGGUCUCAGUUAAGAGAGAAAAAGACCAUCCCAGAGACUAGGAGGCAGAAAAAAGGGAGAGGAAGCCAUGACUGCUUCCACAGAGACAGGUCAUCCAUCCAGAAGUGCUAGCCACAGGUGGAAGAUACAGCCAAAGGAAUUUAGGGCGAUCUUUGACCCCAGCGCAUUUCCCAAGGUGACCUACCUACUCUAUGAAAUUAAGUGGGGCAGCAGCACCAAGUUCUGGAGGAAGUGGUGCCCGAACACCCCCACUCAGCAUGCCGAAAUCAACUGCCUGGAAAAUGACUUCAGGGAGAUACGCCACAGGCCUUCAGUGCACUGCUCCAUCAUCUGGUUCCUGUCCUGGAGCCCCUGUGGGCUGUGUUGCAGACUGAUCGUUCACUUCCUACGGGCCCACCCCAAAGUGACCCUGCAAAUCUACAUAGGGCGGCUCUUCAGGCACAGAGAUGAACGGAACCGACAAGGCCUCAGGGACCUGGUGAGCAGUGGAGUGAACAUUUACAUCAUGAGCCUGCCAGCUUACAACUACUGUUGGAGAACAUUUGUCGACCACCGAGUCAGAAAAGAUGAUAUGUACUGGCCCUGCUACUUCACUCCAUGGAUGAUAUUCUAUAUGCUUGAACUCCAGUGUAUCCUACAGGGCCUACCUCCUUGUUUACAGAUUUGGCUGAAGAAUUACACUGGCUUACCUUUUUUCCGACUCGUUUUACAAGAAUCUCAUAGAAAAAUACUCUGGCAAAGUCUCCACACAGCAAACAGUCACCAGCAGCCACUGAUUUUCAGGCCCAGGCCAUCAGCUGAGCACUGGUACCCAUCAAUGUAUUUUACUGGACCACCGGUCAGUCACAAGCAGUGACCUGUGCUCAAGCCUAGACACAAGUCAAUCAACAGUCUACACCAACAUACUAGCCUGGAGCACCAACCAUUUUUCAAGCCUGAACCAUCAACAAGGCAAAGGGUUGGCCCAGUCUUGUACUUUGGUGUGUAGCUAUGAUUGGCUGCUUGUAUACAGGUAGUUAUUUUUUUGGAAUAUCUCACAGUGCAAGUGAAGAUUGUGAUUGUAGCAAAGGUAGGCAUGCCUGUGUUAUCUCUAAACUGGUGAGAACAGGUACCAAUAGUAGUGUAGAUGUGGUGACAUGGGCUUCAGUGCAGGUUAGCAACCACAGUACAUACACAGGCUCCCUGAAGCACUUGUACUCUGGUUGCUAGCCCAUGCUGAAGCCCAUGCCAUGACAUCUACCCUACUAUUGUU